AUGGGCAGUCCAUCCAACAUUCCCACCAAACGUUGCAACCACCGCUCGCCCCUCACCCCUCUCCCACUGCCUAACCAGAGGAGAACUGCCAGGAAAUUGCUGAGAAGGGCAGUCGACCUAACGUUCCCACCAAACGUUGGGCCCACCGCUCGCCCCCGCCCCCCCACUUCCAAACGAGAGGAAAACUGCCAGGAAAGUGAUGGUACGGGCAGUCGUCCCGACAUUCCCACCAAACAUAGGGCCCACCGCUCGCCCCCAUCUGCCUUACCAGAGGAGAACUGCCAGGAAAGUGUUGGUACUGUCAGUCAACCCAACGUUACCACCAAACAGGAGAACUGCCAGGAAAGUGGUGGAAUAGGCAGUCGACCCAACAUUCCCACCAAAUGUUGGUCCCUCCAAUUGACCCUUCCGCUCCCUAACCAGAGGAGAACUGCCAGGAAAGUGCUGGGACAGGCAGUCGAUCAAACGUUGCCACUAAAUGUUGGGCCCACAGCUCGCCAACCCCCUCCCCCCCUCCGGCCUAACCAGAGGAGAACUGCCAGGAAAGUUCUGGGACGGGCAGUCGACCCAACGCUCCCACCAAACAUUGGGCCCACCGCUUGCCCACCCUCCCCCCCCCCACUGCCUAACAAGAGGAGAACUGCCAGAAACGUGGUGAGACGGGCAGUCAACCCAACGUUCCCACCAAACGUUGGUCCCACCACUCGCCACCCCCGCCUAACCAGAAGAGAACUGCCAGGAAAAUGGGACGGGCAGUCGACACAACGUUCCCACCAAAGGUUGUGCCCACCGCUCACCCAGCCCCCUCCCUAA
Messenger RNA from Macrobrachium nipponense, 813 nucleotides. RefSeq lists its product as uncharacterized. Lineage: Eukaryota; Metazoa; Arthropoda; Malacostraca; Decapoda; Palaemonidae. The transcript has 2 exons. The coding region runs from base 1 to 813 and encodes 270 amino acids. The record is from RefSeq and is a predicted model, not a curated record.